This is a messenger RNA of Synchytrium microbalum, 849 nucleotides long. RefSeq lists its product as uncharacterized. The record is from RefSeq and is a predicted model, not a curated record. Gene Ontology annotation, cellular component: mitochondrion. Bases 1 to 849 code for a protein of 282 amino acids. Lineage: Eukaryota; Fungi; Chytridiomycota; Chytridiomycetes; Synchytriales; Synchytriaceae. Gene Ontology annotation, molecular function: delta(3,5)-delta(2,4)-dienoyl-CoA isomerase activity. The transcript is spliced from 7 exons.
AUGGCAACCUCAGCUGUUCAAGUUGCUAGCGGUUAUCCUGCUUAUACUACCAUUCGAGUUAGUUGGGCUGCAGAAUCUGUCCUGCACGUUGAGCUCAACCGCCCAAACAAGCUCAAUUCAUUCAUUCACAAGACUUGGGACGACAUUUACGAUUGCUUUAAACGAGCACACAAAGAUGCUGAUGUUAGAUGUGUUGUCAUUUCUUCAACUGGAAGAGCUUUCACUGCCGGAUUAGAUCUAGUUGAAGCAUUCCCACCUAUCGAUGAGACUGAUCCACCUCGUCGAAUUCUCUUGUCGCAAGCUCAUUGCCAAGAGUGGCAAGAUGUCAUGUCAUCGCUGGAAAACUGUGGAAAACCAGUCAUCUGUGCCAUUAAUGGUGCAUGUGUUGGUGCUGGUGUCGAUUUGAUCACCGCAUCAAACAUCCGAUACGCUACAAAAGAUGCGUACUUUUGUAUCAAGGAAAUCGAUAUUGGCCUUGCUGCUGAUGUCGGAACCCUGAACAGAUUCCCAAAGAUUAUGGGCAACCAGUCUGUUUUACAUGAACUUGCUUUCACUGGACGAAACUUGCCAGCAGAUGAGGCCUACCAGAUUGGUUUGGUUGGUAAAGUCUUCGCCACAAAGGAGGAGAUGAUUGCUGCUGCCAUCAAGACUGCUUCAAUCAUUGCUGAAAAGAGUCCAGUCGCUGUGUACUCUACCAAGAAUCUACUGAACUUCCAACGUGACCACAGUGUUAAAGAUGGUCUUGAAUACAUCAAAGUCUGGAACACUGGUGGUAUUUUGGAGAUCCCAACUGCUCUUGAAGCUGCUCGUAAAAAGCAAAAGGCAAAGUACGCCAAGGCGAGACUUUGA